Molecule: messenger RNA, 3041 nt
Organism: Haliotis rufescens (red abalone)
Lineage: Eukaryota; Metazoa; Mollusca; Gastropoda; Lepetellida; Haliotidae
Product: purine nucleoside phosphorylase-like
Exons: 7
Coding region: 102-1004 (300 amino acids)
Biological process (GO): nucleoside metabolic process
Cellular component (GO): cytoplasm
Molecular function (GO): purine-nucleoside phosphorylase activity
Source: RefSeq, a predicted model, not a curated record
GCGGCCUUCACAUUGGUCGCUUCAGUCCAUAUUUUAUAGCAGACGGUUUUAUUGUUAGACUUGUGAGGCGGCUUUGUCGAGCGUAUCAUUCCGCCUGUAUCAUGUCCGUGCCAGCGGUUGGAGGGACUGACCCCGAGGGGUCACGGGGGUUGGUGAGCAGCUACACCUAUGAAGAUAUCCAGCGUAUCUCCCAGGCCAUACUGACUCGCACCAGGCACCGGCCCGUGCUGGGUAUCAUCUGUGGUUCUGGCCUGGGUGGGUUGGCGGACAUGGUGGAGGACAGCGACACUAUCCCCUACUCAGAGAUCAAGGACUUCCCAGUCAGCACAGUGCCAGGUCACAUGGGCUACUUGGUGUUCGGAACGCUGAGUGGCAAGCCGGUGGUGCUGAUGCGAGGACGAUUCCAUUACUACGAGGGGUACCCCAUGUGGAAGGUGGCAAUGCCGGUGCGGGUGAUGAAGCAGAUGGGUGUGAAGACGUUGUUUGUCACCAACGCGGCCGGGGGCAUCAACCCGGACUACAAGGCAGGCGACAUGAUGAUCAUAAAGGAUCACAUCGACCUGCCAGGACUCACCGGGGAGUGCGUGCUCAUCGGCAAGAAUGACGACCGGUUUGGUCCGCGUUUCCCGGCUACUGUGGACAUCUAUGACAGCAAACUGAGGUCCAUGGCUGCUGAGAUUGGGAAGGAACUGGGAUAUGGCGAUUACAUGCGUGAGGGGGUCUACAUCAUGAUCGGUGGACCCACCUUUGAGACUGUUGCCGAGUCGAGGCUGCUGAGGCUGUACGGAGCUGAUGCUGUGGGAAUGAGUACUGUGCCCGAGGCUGUGGUUGCAAAGCAUGGUGGGAUACGCACAUUUGGCAUCUCGCUGAUCACUGACAUGUGUUCUCUGGAGUAUGAGGAGACCCGCGCCACGACACACGAGGAGGUGCUGGCCAUGGGGGAGCUACGGGCCAAGGACCUGCAGAAGCUGGUGACCACGAUGGUGGAGAGAAUGGAGUUGUGAUCAUCUGUGUUAAUUCAUUCUCGAACAGUUGGUUAAGUUUCAGGUGAUUUGGAGAACAAAUUCAGGAGCUGUUACACAUGCUUUCUCUGAUCUUUUUGAUGGGGGAACUAUCAUAAUUCUUUGAGUUUUGGGGUGAGAGGUUUAACAGAUCAGCUAGUUUUCCAUCUGGCAAAAUCAAUUUUUCAAGACAUUUAUUGUCCAAUCAUGAGGUAACAGAUCACAUCACACUCGAACAGUAUUGUCACAGAUACAAAAUGUUGAGUGAAAAAACAGUCAACUUGACACUCGAAAACCCCACCUCAGCUCCAGCUUCUCAAGUAUUUUGAAGUGGGUUUUGUUGCACAAAAGAAUCACUUCAAGGAUGUCAGCAUUUCUUCAAUUUUGAAUUUUGAACAUAUUUUGUUAGGGGUUUCCGACCAGAAAAUACUCAGGUAUAAUGUAGAUGGUCAGUCAUAAACAAACCACUGCCAGUACUUAAAUAAUGUGUUACCGUAACAAGCUCAGUACUUGGGUGACUUGAUUUAAAACUUGUAAAGACUCAGAAUAUACUCGGAAAAAUCACUUAAUUAUUGAAAGAACUUCAGUGCAAAUUUGACAAGCUGUGGCAGCUAACAUGUUUUCAGAACCCAGAUGUUGAGGUUGUGCAACGAUAUGUGCAAUAGUCCAAUCAUAUUUAGCACUGGAAAGUGGGCUUGAUGUGCCUCGUAAGAUGAGCAGGGGUAGACACCAUUGGUCAUACCAACUAGUUCGCAGCUCAAUUUAGACUUAGCCAUAAAUAAAGAGUGUAAAAGAACAAUAGGGAUAUCCCUAUCAAGAGUUGAACAGUAUAAUAUGAAUUCGCCACACAAAGUGUUUGUGUCAUGAUAGAGAGAUGGUUGGCAUACAUAUACUUGUUCAUGUUAUAUGGUUAGCAUACAUAUACUUGUUCAUGUUAUAUGGUUGGCAUACAUAUACUUGUUCAUGUUAUAUGGUUGGCAUACAUAUACUUGUUCAUGUUAUAUGGUUGGCAUACAUAUACUUGUUCAUGUUAUAUGGUUGGCAUACAUAUACUUGUUCAUGUUAUAUGGUUGGCAUACAUAUACUUGUUCAUGUUAUAUGGUUGGCAUACAUAUACUCGUUCAUGUUAUAUGGUUGGCAUACAUAUACUUGUUCAUGUUUGGCAUACAUAUACAUGUUCAUGUUAUAUGGUUGGCAUACAUAUACUUGUUCAUGUUAUAUGUUUGGCAUACAUAUACUUGUUCAUGUUAUAUGGUUAGCAUAGAUAUACUUGUUCAUGUUAUAUGGUUGGCAUACAUAUACUUGUUCAUGUUAUAUGGUUGGCAUACAUAUACUUGUUCAUGUUAUAUGGUUGGCAUACAUAUACUUGUUCAUGUUAUAUGUUUGGCAUAAAUAUACUUUUUCAUGUUACGUUUGGCAUAAAUAUACUUGUUCAUGUUAUAUGUUUGGCAUAAAUAUACUUGAUCAUGUUUGGCAUACAUAUACUCGUUCAUGUUAUAUGUUUGGCAUAAAUAUACUUGUUCAUGUUAUAUGUUUUGGCAUGAAUAUACUUGUUCAUGUUUGGCAUAAAUAUACUUGUUCAUGUUAUAUGGUUGGCAUACAUAUACUUCUUCAUGUUAUAUGUUUGGCAUAAAUAUACUUUUUCAUGUUUGGCAUAUAUAUAUAUAUGUGAUUCAAGUUAUAAAUACAUAUUAAGAAUGUAAAGUCAAGACUAUUACAGUGUGUGUAGUUUUAUAUCUAAAUAUAAUUCUUUUCAGAUGGGAAUGACUUUUCCCCUCUACUUAAAUGUACACUGUAGAGGUUUCGCAUAAUAUUUUGUUUAUUAAACCUAGCCUGGCAUAGGAUGAUUAUGUUAGUUGCUUUGAUUUCAUUGUAAAUACAGGGCUGCCAUGGCGGCCUGGUGUCGAGGAAGACGAGCUCACAUGACUUCAUUACAUUUCUAUUUACAGUUUUUUAUUAUAAUCAUCUUGACGUUUUUUACCACUGACUUUGUAUUUCUCUUGUUACAUUCUUGUUCUCUAAAUAAACAUGUUGACAAGA